Molecule: messenger RNA, 3881 nt
Organism: Pyrus x bretschneideri (Chinese white pear)
Lineage: Eukaryota; Viridiplantae; Streptophyta; Magnoliopsida; Rosales; Rosaceae
Exons: 24
Coding region: 189-3545 (1118 amino acids)
Biological process (GO): regulation of exocytosis
Cellular component (GO): plasma membrane; cytoplasm
Molecular function (GO): GTPase activator activity; syntaxin binding; myosin II binding
Source: RefSeq, a predicted model, not a curated record
UGACAUUGACUGAUUCGAAAAACUUACGGCUCAAAAGACUAGGAACGCCAUUGGUAUGAUCACUGAAACAAAUCCAGAAAGUCUCCUCCGAUAGUCAGUCGAAUCAAGCAGCCGACGAAAACUUCCAACUCUCUAACUUCAAAAAUUCUCAGAAGCUCAAAUCUUUCAGCUGCAAAUUCGGAUUCGCGAUGCUCGCCAAGCGGCUUUUGCAGAAAUCCAUAAACGAUUCUCAGCAUAAUUUGCCACACGGGGGUUUGACGGCGGAAGACUUGGACCUGCGAGUUGCAGUUCACUAUGGCAUCCCAUCCACGGCGUCCAUUCUUGCUUUCGACCCGAUUCAGCACCUUUUGGCCAUUGGAACAUUGGAUGGGAGGAUUAAAGUAAUCGGUGAUGAUGGUAUUGAAGGACUUUUUAUAUCCCCGAAGCAACUGCCUUACAAAUACAUUGAGUUUCUACAAAACCAGGGUUAUUUGGUGAGCAUCUUAAAUGAUAAUGAUAUUCAGGUUUGGAAUCUCGAGAGCAGGUCCCUAGUUUAUUGUCUAGAGUGGGAAACAAAUAUAACCGCAUUUUCUGUAAUCCAUGGCUCCAAUUUAAUGUAUGUUGGUGAUGAGUAUGCUCUAGUGGCUGUGGUGAAGUAUGAUGCAGAGGAGGGAAAACUUUUGCGAUUGCCAUAUCAUAUUUCUGCAAAUUCUUUAUAUGAAGCUGCUGCGUUUCCAUUUCCAAUUGACCAACCUAUAGUUGGAAUUCUUCCCCAACCCUGUUCAUCUGGAAAUAGAGUAUUGAUUGCAUAUCAAAACGGGUUGGUUAUUCUUUGGGAUGUAUCUGAAGCUAAAAUAGUUUUUAUUGGAGGUGGUAAGGAUCUCCAACUAAGGGAUGGAGUUGUUAAAUCUACACAUGAAGUCAAUGUUGAUUCUCCAGAAGAUACAUUGGAACAGCAAUUGGGAGACAAAGAGAUAAGUGCUCUUUGUUGGGCAUCUGCGAAUGGCUCCAUUCUGGCUGUGGGAUACAUAGAUGGAGACAUUUUAUUCUGGAACAUGUCAUCUCCUGCUUCCGUCAAGGGUCAAAAAGCUUUAUCGCCAUCUAAUAAUGUUGUGAAGUUACAAUUAUCAUCUGCUGAAAGGAGACUUCCUGUCAUAGUUUUACAGUGGUCCACAGAUUAUAAAUCCCAUAAUGGUUGUGAUGGCCAACUAUUUAUCUAUGGUGGCGAUGAAAUCGGAUCAGAAGAAGUUUUGACGGUUCUAACUCUUGAAUGGUCACCUGGAAUGGGGAAUUUAAGAUGUGUUGGUCGUACAGACCUCACCCUUACUGGCUCUUUUGCAGACUUGAUUUUGUUACCAAGUUCUGGGACAACCGGGGAUAAUCAUAAAGCUGAUGUUUUUGUUUUAACCAACCCUGGGCAACUGCAUCUUUAUGAUGAUGCUUGCCUCUCUGCCUUAAUGUCCCAGAAAGAAAGGAGUCCAUCUGUCUCUGCUUUGGAGUUUCCGGUGGUGAUACCUACAACUGAUCCAACCAUGACUGUUGCCAAACUUGUUAGGGUACACACUGGGGACAACUUAUUCAAAGCUCUAUCAGAGAUAUCCUCAGUUGUCAACCUUGGCUCAGCACAAACCCCAUCAGCUGGUACAAAAUGGCCCUUGACUGGGGGUGUUCCCAGUCAACUGUCUAUUUCUGAGAAUAAUGGUAUUGAGAGACUGUACCUAACAGGAUAUUCAGAUGGAUCUGUUCGGAUAUGGAAUGCAACAUAUCCACUCUUCUCUUUUAUCUGCCUCGUAGAAAGCAAGGUGCAAGAUAUAAAAGUUGCUGGUUCAAGUGCUCCCGUAUCACAAAUGGAUUUCUGCGCCUUCACUUUAAAUCUGGCUGUUGGCAGUGAAUGUGGUCUGGUUCGAAUUUAUAAUCUGAAAGGCUGUUCAGAUGGGGUAAAAUUCAUGUAUGUCACAGAAACCAAAUGUGAAGUUCACGAUUCGCCUCAAGCAAAAGGAUCGCAAUGCAGAGCUGUAUUUAGUCUUACAAAUUCCUCAGUUCAAACACUUCAGUUUGUAAAGCAUGGUGCUAAACUUGCUGUGGGAUUUAAGUGUGGUCAUGUUGCGGUGCUGGACACAAGUUCCUUUUCUGUAUUGUUCUUUAUAAAAGAUGCAUCUUUCUCGAGCUCUCCAGUCAUUUCAAUGACUUGGAAAGAACUUACAAAUUCUCAACACCUCCUGAACAGCCCAAAGGUUUCCGAAACAAAAUCAACAGCUAACCCAGCAGAGGAGGUAAUGUUUGUCUUAACCAAGGAUGCAAAUAUACAUGUAAUUGAUGGAAAUGCUGGUAACCUGAUCAUCCCUCAGCCAUGGCACUUGAAAAAGGAGUCAAUUGCACUUUCAAUGUAUGUUAUAGAUGGCAGAGUAUCUACGUCUGAAAAUGUGUCUGAUGAUAAUCCACCCCAAGAAGCCUCCAAGGAUUCUUCAACAAAGAAUGAGCCUAUGCCAGGCGAUACUCCAAUUGUUACAAAUUCACAUGAAACUGAGCAUGAAUCCAGCUCAGAAAGUACAUACUCUGAAGAGAGAUUGUUGAAUUCAUUCAUUUUGCUUUGUUGUGUGGAUUCACUGCAGUUAUACUCAACAAAAUCUGUGAUUCAGGGAAACAAUAAACCCAUCCGAAAAGUGAAACAUGCAAGACCUUGCAUUUGGACAGCAACUUUUAAGAGAGUUGAAAAGGUUUCGGGAUUGGUUUUGCUGUUUCAGACUGGAGAAAUUGAGAUCAGAUCCAUUCCUGAUUUAGAAUUGGUGAAAGAAAGCUCCUUGAUGUCAAUUCUAAGGUGGAAUUGUAAGGCAAACAUGGAUAAGACAAUGAGUGCCGAUGAUGCACAUAUUACACUGGUAAAUGGGUAUGAAUCGGCAUUCAUCUCUAUAUUAGCUGUUGAGAAUGAUUUCAGGAUUCCGGAGUCUUUGCCCUGUCUCCAUGAUAAAGUUGUUGCAGCUGCUGCAGAAGCUGCACUCAGUGUCUCUUUGAAUCAGAAGAAAAAACAGGGUACUGCACCCGGAAUAUUAGGUGGUAUUGUUAAAGGCUUUAAAGGGGGGAAAAUGGUCCAGAGUGGAGAUCAUACUGCAACUCCUAAAUCAACUUUCAAUCAUUUAGAGGGCAUGUUUUGGAAGUCUCAACUGUCAGAACCAUCUCCGCCUGUAGAUCAUCAAGAAGUUUUGGAGCUUAAUAUAGAUGACAUUGAAAUAGAUGAACCUCUAUCAGUAGCAUCUACUUUAUCACCACAUGAUGUCAAAGAUGAAAAGAGAGAAGGGCAAUCAGAAAGGGAAAAGUUAUUUCAAGGUGGGACUGGUGAUACAAAGCCCAGAGUUAGAACGGCCGAAGAAAUUAGAGCUAAAUAUAGAAAGACUGAGGGUGCUUCUUCUGCGGCUUCUGAAGCACGAAAUAAGCUCAUGGAGAGGCAGGAAAAACUUGAGAAAAUCAGCCGGCGUACUGAAGAUCUGCAGAACGGGGCUGAAGACUUCUCAUCAAUGGCAAACGAGCUUGUCAAGAGAUUGGAAGGUCGAAAAUGGUGGCAUAUUUAAAAUAACAAAGGUUCAGCUUUAUGCAUUAGAUAUGAAUUUCCAUGUCCAGGAGUAAGAAUCCUUCUGCAGUUACCCGAAAGGCAAUGUCAUUCAAUUAAGAACUCCACCUGCAGCUUGUGAUCCAGAAGAUAUCCAAGAGGUCGUUCUUGUUCUUCUACAGUGUAUAUAAUUGUCACCGUGUGUCAUUGUAAUCCUUGAUACAAAGUAAUUUAUGUUGCUAGGCUUCAGAAACAUUGCCGGCCACACUUUUCUUUACGUUGAUGAUUGUACAAAUUAAGAAGAAAAAGAAAAUGUUAUGAACAACUGUGGUUAUUCAAUCGAGUGGCAAUUCAUGCA